Molecule: messenger RNA, 1629 nt
Organism: Striga hermonthica
Lineage: Eukaryota; Viridiplantae; Streptophyta; Magnoliopsida; Lamiales; Orobanchaceae
Source: the annotation of a GenBank genome assembly
AUGUCCAUCUCCACCAGACGCCAUGGCUGGCAACGCCCUCUUCACCCUUUACAGAUUGUGGGGGUUUCAGUGUUCUGUUUCCUGGUUGCUGCAUUUUUUUGCUUUGUUGGGCUUUUCUUAGGGAACAGAAUUGCAGAGAUCACUGUCAACACUGUUUUCUCCUUUGCGGUGCUUUCCUCUGCUCUUCUGUUCAUUAGGUGUGCCGCCACGGAUCCGAGUGACAAGAUCAGGUUUAGAUUCAGAAAGAAGAAGCAAAAAGGUGCGACAUUUGGGGUCUCCAAGCUCAACUAUGGAUACAUCUUUAGCCGGAUUUUGUUGAGGUUAUUCAAAAGGAUGGAGCGGAAGAUCCUAAGGACUUGCAUAAGAAGGAAGUACUUAGACCCAUGGAAUAGUAGGAUUCAAAUCGAGCCUCUCAUCCCGUUUCCACUUGUCCUUGAAGAUGAUGGUUCUUUCACCCCUGAUCCGAAAGACGACGAUGUCUCAUUUUGCUCUCUUUGUGAUUUUGAGGUUCGCAGGUACAGUAAACAUUGUAGGACUUGCAAUCGUUGUGUUGAGGGGUUUGAUCACCACUGCAGGUGGCUCAACAACUGUGUGGGGAAAAGGAAUUACACAACCUUCAUUCUUCUGAUGAUUUUUGUCUUGAUAAUGCUCAUUGUAGAAGGAGGAGCUGCUGUAGCAGUAUUUGUUAGGUGUUUUGCUGACAGAAACGGCAUACAACAUGAGUUGGACAAAAGAAAUUAUGUUAAAUUCCCUAGAGCUCUUCUUGCUUCCUUAUUGGUUGUAUUGGUUUUGCUGACUACUUACGGAACAGCUGCACUGGGACAAUUGUUGUUCUUCCAUAUACUUCUAAUCAGAAAGGGAAUCUCAACCUAUGAAUACAUCUUAGCAAUGAGAGAAGAGAGUCUGUCUAUGGGAUCGUCGCUUGAAGACUCUUCAGGCUUUUCUUCUUCUUCCGAUGAUGAUGAUGACGACGCCGACAAUAACUAUACCAGUGACUUGGAUUCAUCUCAAAAGCAUGCCGCAUUUUUAUCGCGAAUUAUGUGCAAAGAUGGGAACAUGCAGCAGCAGAUUCAGAACCCUCAAAAAUUGGCCAUAAGGAUUGAUGGAGAAUCUGCCGACUCAUCAACAUCUAUCUUGAACAAGAAAAAGCAAAGUGAUAUCAGCCGUGCGAGCAUUGAUCCAUGGAAACUGGUAAAACUGAGCCGAGAGAAAGCUCUUCUCGCUGCUGACAAGGCAAGGGAAAAGCUUUCCAUUAUACAUAAAGAAAGCAGUAGUGAACCGUUGAAGCCCCUGCCACUGGAAACAAGAAGAGGUCCACUUAUGAAAUUAGAUAAAAAUUUGGUGGCGGCUAAUAAAAGGUUAGAUUUGACGCCUGCCGUAACUAAAGGCAUGAUGCUUCUAAAUUCGCCAAGACACUUGACGAAUUCAAGUCCAAGAAGAAGACUUUCCUGUUCUCCAGCACUUCAGCAGCACUAUGGUACUGCUGUGCCAUCACCAAAACACAGCAGGUACAGAAAUGACUUUGAUUUGAAGCUGACUCAAGUCUCCACAGAACUCGAUACUUACAUUUCAAAGCAGGUCUUGUGUUCAGUCUUAAAGGAUGAGGGCUUUCAGGCUUCUCCAAGAUAA